AUGGAUAAAAAUUUUGUAAAUGAUGAUGACGAACAAUUAAUAAAAACACUAUUACAAAACACUCCAACAUUUGGUGAAGAAUUAAUUGAUUUUUAUCUGGCCCAUAAUGGAUGUAAAGUUACUGAAAAAUCAUGCUUUAGACUAAUUUCGCUAUUUUUGCAUAAAUCCAUGGAAAAUAUAAUAAAUAACUCAAUGAGUAUAGAUUUCAAUGAAAUGAAGAAUAAUAACGAUAAAGAAAAUAAGCAUACCAAAAAAGAAUUAGACUAUGAUAAAUUAAUUAAAGAAAUUAAAAAGUUUAAUGAUAAUUCGAAUGAUGAAAAUGCAAAAAAUUUGAGCGUCUUUUUAGAAUAA
Messenger RNA from Plasmodium berghei ANKA, 351 nucleotides. RefSeq names its product transcription initiation factor TFIID subunit 10, putative. Gene Ontology annotation, cellular component: nucleus. The record is from RefSeq and is a predicted model, not a curated record. NCBI's taxonomy places the organism in Eukaryota, Apicomplexa, Aconoidasida, Haemosporida, Plasmodiidae. The coding region runs from base 1 to 351 and encodes 116 amino acids. Gene Ontology annotation, biological process: DNA-templated transcription initiation. The transcript has 4 exons.